AUGGCUAUUGAUUCUCCUGGGCUGUUCUUUUGGUUUACUUUCGUUACUCGCAUGUUUUAUCGGGCGGUUGCUCCACAUUUAGACGGUCUCGUGGACGAUGGAUACCGAGUGUCUUCUUGGAGAUUGAUCAUUCCGUCGGAAAAACUCUCAUAUACUCCGUGCUUCGAUAGCUACCAAUGCGCCCGUCUCGAGGUACCGAUGGAUUGGAACAGCACAAAUAAUGGCGAAGAGAAGGUUGCUCUUGCAAUAAUCAAACUCCCUGCUGUAGUAUCAGUAACAGACCCCAGAUAUGGAGGAGCUAUUCUGGUCAACCCAGGAGGGCCGGGUGAAUCGGGCGUCAAUAUGAUCCUGACACAAGGGAAACACCUCCAGAAAAUAGUUGACUCUCAAGCUACGUCUUUAUCUGUUAAAGCUCCCUAG
Molecule: messenger RNA, 420 nt
Organism: Penicillium roqueforti
Lineage: Eukaryota; Fungi; Ascomycota; Eurotiomycetes; Eurotiales; Aspergillaceae
Exons: 4
Coding region: 1-420 (139 amino acids)
Source: RefSeq, a predicted model, not a curated record